Penicillium roqueforti is the source of this 2655-nucleotide messenger RNA. Its product is annotated as putative telomere silencing protein Zds1. Gene Ontology annotation, biological process: establishment of cell polarity; positive regulation of G2/M transition of mitotic cell cycle. Lineage: Eukaryota; Fungi; Ascomycota; Eurotiomycetes; Eurotiales; Aspergillaceae. The record is from RefSeq and is a predicted model, not a curated record. The transcript has 3 exons. Bases 1 to 2655 code for a protein of 884 amino acids. Gene Ontology annotation, cellular component: cell septum; cytoplasm.
AUGCAGGCUUCCACAAGUCCCCACGAGGCUGGCGGGCAUGCGACGCGGAGAGGCCAUGCCACCCAUCUAUCGAUUAGCGAUCCAAGCCAUCAUGUGACGGAAGCUAUCGGACAUAUGUACGACGACGACUACGAUCGUAAUGAUCCGAGGCGCCUGAGUUAUAUAACAACCCCCCUCGGCGAGUCAAUAACAACCAUCCCGCGCGCCGCCGCAGGGUCUGAGUCUCCUCUUUCCCCGUCCUCGCCACUGCAUCAAUCCACGUCAGAUGGGCAACCGACACAGACAAAUGGAAACCAACGGCCACCGCUUGUCACAAAUCGAUCUUAUGACCGAGAAAGUGAUCCGGGGAAUGCCGAUGGUACUCGUUUGCCCUCGGACACUGCAACGUCCUCUUUUCCUCUCAACGAUAUCGACUACGAAUCCAACCCUGCGGCCGUCGCUCAGGAACUCAACAAUCUCGCCGCGAUUCGGCGCAUGUCAAUGGAUGUGGCUGCCGCCGGUGACCCUGACCUCCCAGGCUUCGCACCACCGCCCUCGCCCUCCGCCGACGAAGAUGACGCCUCUCGGUUAUUUUGGGUUCCUGCGCGACUGCAUCCAGAACUGGCGCCGAAAGAAUUCAAGUCGUUUCUCGACAGCAAGGCCGACCUCAUAAAGCGCAGAUCCGGCGAUUCUUCGACCUUAGGGGCCGAACGUCAAGGGUCGGGAGGUGGUCUUAAUCGCAAACGCUCUAUGUUAUCGAGACAAAUCGACAAUUCGGCGGGUUAUACAGAUGGUGCAGAUCGGUUGGAACAUCAACGCUCCCAAUCAAAUAAGCAAGGUGGGAUGUUGAGUCCCAACUUGCAGCAGUUGGAAAGCUUGGUGGAUGAUUCGCAAGUGGUGGCCAAAGAAUCACUCUUGCGCGGCAUGCGGAAUAUUGCCAUUGCAGGAAACGAGGACAGGCCGAUCCUGCCUCCCGCACCUCCGGGAAACAGCCUACGCCGGUCGACUCGGACACAAUAUAAGAAAGGCAGUUUGAAAAAGGGCGAAAAGUUGCCCUAUUCUAAACGAGUCGGACGGGGGGUAUCUGAAUCUGCGGGGAGUGAUACCAGAUCUGCAGGUGUUCGCUCACCUCAAGAUCCCGCAAGUCUGGAGCUCACCGGUGUCUCCACUGGUUCUAAUCCCAAAACGACGCGAGCGGCUCGAGCUACCUCUGCCUCAUCGCAUGGCUCAGCUUAUGCACCAAGCUCAACCACGAGUUCUCAAUUCGAUUCGAUUGUCGAUCAGCCUGAGGCCGAGCAGGAAGCCUUGUCGACCUCUGGUGGGCAUCCGGAUGCUGAUCUGGAUCGAUCCGAUUCGGGAGAUCCGACCAAUACACGGAAAUGGCAUUCUCGUAUCAGCUCGAAUGGCCGAUCUACCUUGAACAUAGCUCCAGGCGAGCAGAAGAUCCCUGCAAUAAUUGAAACACCUCCCGCCACUGAACCCGACCGCAUACCAAGUCCGCCUUCACAAAGUAGGCAGUCAUCGGAUCAUGCCACGGCAUCUACAACCCCAUCGCCAUCGAAAUCCACAUCUUCGCAGGACCCGAUACCGAAACGUCCCAAGAACCCUCGCCUACCACCCCACGAACCCGCAUCUUCACUCAAUGACAUCGCCAAUAACCCUCAGAUGAUACCUGGCAACAGUACCCGCACUGACAGUCUUUCAUUCAUACCCACCAUCUCAGAAGAACGCAAACCCGAUGAACGCAAGCCUGAAGAACGCAAACCUGAAGAACGCAAAUCCGAGAGCAAGAAAUCAAAAGACAAGAAGGAAUCUGAUGGUAGCCGCAAGUCUAGCUGGCACUGGUUGUUGGGCAGCGAAGAAAAAGACAAGAAAAAAGACAAGGACGCCGACUCGAAAAAGACUAAAUCAAAGACUGUCGACAAAACGCAUGAUAACACACGUCUAGAUGUUUUACAAUCAUCUAUCGAGAGCACUCCGCGGGGACGGGAAAGUGUUGUCUUGGACCGCCUUGAUCCGAAGGUUGAUGAAGAUCGACGCAAAGACAACGUGAGGAGGGUAUCGGGAGAAUCAAAGAAAGAAAAGGAUGGUAUUUUCUCUUCUAUUUUCGGCGGUGGGCGAAAGAAACACAGUAAUGAAGGCCACCACCGAAAACAUUCGUCACGAAACAUUUCUCCUGAUCCUCCGAUGCGAGUACUUCGCGCCGACGUCGAUUAUCCGUGGUCUCGCUUCUCAAUUUUGGAGGAGCGAGCUAUUUACCGGAUGGCGCAUAUCAAGCUUGCGAAUCCCCGGCGAGCUCUGUACUCUCAAGUGUUGCUGAGCAACUUCAUGUACUCAUACCUGGCCAAGGUACAGCAGAUGCACCCGCAGAUGCCAGUUGUUUCAUCUGGAUCAUCCCAGAGAUCAUCAAAAUCAAGGGAUCAGCCAGAUGAGUAUGCGCAAUAUCAGCGAUACCAAGAGUCUCAGGACCAACAACACUACGGAGAAAGUGCCUAUGACGACUCUUCCAUGUACGACUAUGAUGACGAUUCGCAUGAUCGCUACGGUAGCCAUUCGAGGAGCGACAAGCAGGGCUAUGAAAAUGGCCAAGCUUAUGGCCCAGGUCACCAAUACGGAAACACGUCCUUUGGCGACGACGUCCAACUCGAUGACGACGAUGACGAUGAUAUGUGGUGA